Molecule: messenger RNA, 910 nt
Organism: Colletotrichum phormii
Lineage: Eukaryota; Fungi; Ascomycota; Sordariomycetes; Glomerellales; Glomerellaceae
Exons: 1
Coding region: 285-800 (171 amino acids)
Source: RefSeq, a predicted model, not a curated record
GGGAGCGACCAGGGGAUGGACAGCUUACUGAUUUGCAUGCCUUUGCUCCCAUUUCCCUCCCCUCCCCUCCCCAUCCCCGAGACAUACCCAUCUCACGCAGGAACAUCCUUGAACCGGCCCUUUCUUCAGCCUCCCUAUCCAUACAGAGGAGUCGGAGGGUUCAUCGCAUAUCUCGUCGGCAAAGUGCGCAAGAGCUGGCCUUUCCCAUCGCCGAAGCAACACAGCAGUGAACAGUGGCUGCUAACAGUAGUACUUUGCUCUGUUAGCCGCCGCCCGGAUCAAGCAUGAACCUCAGCAGACCACCACACCACCCACCACCGUGCCCGUGCCUGUCAAAGUCGUUGGUUCGCCGUAUCCUCUGGCUUGGCUCCCCUGGACGACGACGCCAGUGGAAGCUUGUGUGCCGCCAUCAUCCCGUGGUUAUCCACGUUGAAACCCUAGAUAGGCGCUGGCGUCUGUCGAAGAAGGACAGUAUCUCGACGACACAUCUGACAGACCGAGGAAGAUGGAGAGGAAGGGUCAAGAGCCCCUUUGCAGUUGCUAUCACGGGUUGUUUCAGUCGGUACAGGUUGCGCUCGAGUUGGGCCGGCGAUCAGAGCCUGGCCACGACUCACAACCCUCUCUAUCUGUACUUACCUAUCACCCAAGUAUACAGCUGUCAGCAUACCUAUGUGGCCCAGGACACCCUUCCGGCCUCCCUGUUGAGCCACGUUGGCCCAUCUUUCAUGGCGUUGGCCGAGUUUCCCCCCCAUACGGAGUACAUACGCCUGGUUCUAGCUUGGAAGCCAACGCCGUUAUAGGGGGCGUCAUGGCUAUCUGGACAGACACUGGAUUCGACACGUGUGGCUUUUCCUUGGUCUUUUUCUUUGUGGAAGAGAAGCAGGAAAGAAAGAAACGGGAUAUGGGGGGG